AUGAUUUCCAUCCUCUCCGCUCUUCUGUGCCUCGGUCAGUCUUUGGUCUCAGCCUCUGAUUUCCUUCUAGGGACCCUCCCCAAACCCACCAUCUGGGCUGAGCCAGGCUCUGUGAUCCCCUGGGGGAGGCCUGUGACCAUCUGGUGUCAGGGGACCUGGGGGGCCCAGGAGUUCCGUCUGGAUAAAGAGGGAAGCUCAGCCCCCUGGGGCAGACAGAGCCCACUGGAGCCCGGGGAGAAAGCGAACUUCUCCAUCCCACACAUGACACAGCACUAUGCAGGGAGAUAUCACUGUUACUAUAACAGCUCCACUGCCUGGUCAGAGCUCAGUGACCCCCUGGAGCUGGUGGUGACAGGAGCCUACAGCAAACCCACCCUCUCAGCCCUGCCCAGCCCGGUGGUGACCUCAGGAGGAAACGUGACCCUCCAGUGUGGCUCAUGGGAGGGACUGGACACUUUCAUUCUGACUAAGGAAGGAGAACACAAGUCCUCCCAGACCCUGGACGCACAGCGACGCCCCGAUGGGCAGACCCAGGCCCUGUUCCCUGUGGGCCCCGUGACCCCCACACACAGGUGGACGUUCAGAUGCUACGGCUUUAACAGGGACACCCCCCAGGUGUGGUCGGAACCCAGUGAGCCCCUGGAGCUCCUGGUCCCAGGUGUGUCGGGGAAGCCCUCCCUCCUGACCCCACAGGGCCCUGUCCUGGCCUCUGGACAGAACCUGACCCUCCAGUGUCGCUCUGAUGUCGGCUACGACAGAUUCGCUCUGUCCAAGGAGAUGGGACAGGACCUGCCCCAGCGCCCUGGCCAGCAACCUCAGGCUGGGCUCUCUCAGGCCAACUUCCCCCUGGGCCAGGUCAGCGGCCUCCAUGGGGGCCGGUACAGAUGCUACGGUGGACACAACCUCUCCUCCGAGUGGUCAGCCCCCAGUGACCCCCUGGACAUCUUGGUGGCAGGACGGUUCCCUGACACACCCUCCCUCUUGGUGCAGCCGGGCCCCAUGGUGGCCUCAGGAGAGAAUGUGACCCUGCUGUGUCAGACAUGGAGUCCGAUGGACACUUUCCUUCUGUCCAAGGAGGGGGCAGCCGAUCCCCCACUACGUUUUAGAGCAAAGUACCAAGAUGGGCAGUUCCAGGCCGAAUUCUCCAUGAGUCCUGUGACCUCAGCCCACAGUGGGACCUACAGGUGCUACAGUUCACUCAGCAGUGACCCCCACCUGCUGUCACAGCCCAGUGACCCCCUGGAGCUCCUGGUCUCAGGUGGACAUGACAAGCCCUCCUUGUUAGCUUGGCCAAGCCCUGUGGUUCCCCUUGGAAAGCAUGUGACUCUUCAGUGUCACUCCCAUCCUCCGUUUGAGGUGUUCAAAGUGUUCAAAAGAAAUGGGACCCGUUUCCGUGAACUCCAGAGACAUCAUGUCAACACCUUCACCCUUGGCCCUGUGACCACAGCGCACACCGGGUCCUACACGUGCUCCGGAUCUUACGGCCACACCUCUGUGUGGUCAGCACACAGUGACCCCCUGCAGAUUGUGGUCACAGGUGUGUUCACAAAACCCUCCAUCUCAGCCCACCCAGGCCCCCUGGUGCCUAUGGGAGGGAAUGUGACCCUGCGCUGUCACUCGCUGCUGCUGUUCGACAAGUUUAUCCUGCACAAAAACAGCAGCACGUGGCAUUCCCAGGAUGAUGGAGAGAAGCUUCCUGGGGGGCGUACCCAAGCUCAUUUCCUCAUGGGCCCCAUGACUUCUGGGCAUGCGGGGACCUACAGAUGCUACGGCUCUCUCCACCACUCCCCCUAUGAGUGGUCAGCCCCCAGUGACUCCGUGGACAUCAUGAUCACAGGAAUAUACAAGAAACCUUCUCUCUCAGCCGAGCUGGGUCCUGUGGUGAGGUCAGGAGAGAAUGUGACCUUGCUCUGCAGCUCCAAGAGCGCCUUUGACCUGUACCAUCUAUCCAGGGAGGGGGCAGCCCAAGAACACUGGCUCGCUGGAGGACAGAGCCACAGCAGAGCACUCCAGGCAGACUUCCCUCUGGGUCCUGCCACCCCAGCCCACGGUGGGGUCUAUAGGUGCUACGGCUCUUUCAAUCACUCUCCCUACAGGUGGUCAGACCCGAGUGACCCGCUGUACCUUCCUGUCACAGGUGGUCAGGACAAGCCCUCCCUGUCUGCCUGGCCAAGCCCUGUGGUUCCUCAAGGACAGCAUGUGACUCUUCGGUGUCACUCCCAUCUCGAGUUUGACAGGUUCAGGCUGUACAAGGAUGACAGAUCCCGUGUCCCUGAGCUCCCGGACAUAAUAUUCCAGAACAGCUUCCUCAUGGGCCCUGUGACCUCAGCACAUGCAGGGACCUACAGAUGUCAUGGCUAUCACAGUCACUUCCCCUCUGCGUGGUCAGCACCCAGCGAGCCCCUGGAGAUCCUGGUCACAGGGUUCCACAGAAAACCUUCCCUCUCGGCUCUGCCGGGUCCCCUGGUGCCAUCAGGGGAGAACAUAACCCUGCAGUGUGGCUCUGAGACCGUGUUCGACAGCUUCAUUCUGGUUCUGCUCGGAGAGGGGGUAACCAUGGAUCCCUUGCACCUUGCUGGGCAGCUCCACGAUGGGGGCUCCCAGGCCAACUUCUCCAUGGGCCCUAUGACUCCUGCCCGUGCAGGGACCUACAGAUGCUUCUGUUCUCUCAGCGACUCCCACUAUGCGUGGUCAGCCCCCAGUGACCCUCUGGACAUGGUGAUCACAGGUCUAUACAAGAAACCCUCUCUCUCAGCCCAGGGGGGGCCCAUGGUGAGGUCAGGACAGAACGUGACCUUGUUCUGCAGCUCUGAGAGUGCCUUUGAUGUGUUCCAUCUGCUCAAGGAGGGGCAGAACCUUGGACGCUGGCUGGCUGGGGGGCAGAGCCACAGUGGAGCGCUCCAGGCAGAAUUCCCUCUGGGUGCUGGGACCCCAGCCCACGGCGGGGUCUAUAGGUGCUACGGCUCUUUCAAUCACUCUCCCUACAGGUGGUCAGACUCAAGUGACCCACUGUACAUUUCUGUCACAGGAAACUCUUCAAGUAGUCAGCUUCUACACACGAAGCCAAGCUCCAACACUGGUACCUCCAAACACCUGCACGCUCUUGUUGGGCCCUCAGUGGCUGUCGUAUUCCUUGCCAUCCUUAUUUUCUCCCUCAUCUGUCACAGGUGCCCUGAUAAAAAGAAUGCUUCUAUAAUGAACAGUGAGCCUGAGGUGGACAGAAUGGUGAAUAGGGAGGACCCUGAAGCAGAACCAAAGGAGGUGACAUACACAGAGUUGGACGGUUGGAUUUUCAUGCAGAAAAAUAUCACUCCCACCUCCCAGAGGCCCGACGAACCCUCAGCUGAUACCAGUGUGUACAUGGAUCUUGCAGUGUGCUAA
Messenger RNA from Hippopotamus amphibius kiboko, 3381 nucleotides. Its product is annotated as leukocyte immunoglobulin-like receptor subfamily B member 3. Gene Ontology annotation, molecular function: inhibitory MHC class I receptor activity. Bases 1 to 3381 code for a protein of 1126 amino acids. The record is from RefSeq and is a predicted model, not a curated record. The transcript has 15 exons. Lineage: Eukaryota; Metazoa; Chordata; Mammalia; Artiodactyla; Hippopotamidae. Gene Ontology annotation, biological process: cytokine-mediated signaling pathway.